AUGAAAAACGGUACCUCGCUCGCUUUUCGGUGGGACCACAUUGAGGGCGGGCGCUCUCGCUACGAUGACGCUCAUGGCAGGCGAGGAGACGAAGCGAGCACGGACAGCCGUCUCGGCGCUGUCCUGCAGUACGCCACGCCGGAGCUGUGCAUGCAGCGCUGCAGCGCUGAGCCCGAGUGCGCAUGCGUUCAACUCGACACCACCGCUGACUGCUACAUGCUUCGAUCCGCUGCAUGUCGCGACCCGUCCUCGCUGCCACGUGAUGAGUACUACAGCGUGUACGUCAAGACUGCUUGCGGCGAUGCGCCAGACGUGUGGACUCGGCGCGCCCUUCCCGCCGACCCGAUGCCACCGCAGCCCGAUUCGCUGCUGCCACAGGUAAUCGUAGCUCGGCGGCCUGGGACGAUUACCUGGUGGCCGCCGACUGCGGUCGACCUGUGGUGCACCAACGAGCCGGCCGCUCUGGCGGCGUACGGCCACAUCUCGGGCUGGGACGUAAGCGCGAUCACCGACAUGAGCAUGCUCUUCUGCGCUUAUUCACCUUCGUGGUCACCUUCGUGGUGCGCGGUUAACGGCGGCGGCUCCACGACCGGCAAGGACACGUGCAACCCCGACAUCUCGGCGUGGAACAUGUCGGCGGCCACCGACAUGAGAUACAUGUUCCGCGGCGCCUCCUCCUUCGACCAGGACAUCGGGUCGUGGGACGUGUCGGCCGCCACCGACAUGAGCUACAUGUUCUACGGCGCCUCCUCCUUCGACCAGAACAUCGGGUCGUGGGACGUGUCGGCGGCCACCGACAUGAGAUACAUGUUCUACGGCGCCUCCUCCUUCGACCAGAACAUCGGGUCGUGGGACGUGUCGGCCGUCACCGACAUGACCUGGAUGUUUGAGAGCGCCUCCCUCAGCGACUGCAACAAGGCGCUCAUCCACGCCGGCUUCGACGCUCAGACGAGCGCGUGGCCCUACUCGUGGGGCUCACUAGAGCGCAUCACCUGCCCGGUGAUGAGCGCCCUCGUCAAGAACGGAGACCUGGUGCCCAGCCCGGCGGGCCUGAUCACCAAGCAGCAGACGUUUGACGCCCUGCUCCGCGUCGGCAUCUCGGAAAAGGUGGCUACGGAGACCACGGAUGCCAACUUUGACCACAUCGACUCGCUCGACCUCAACGUCUUCCGGAUGAACACCGUCAAGACUUUCGGCACCCCCGACCCUCCCGGUCCGUCGGAGCACUUUCGCAGCACGGGCAUCAGGGACCGCCUCCAGCCCAGCUCGGGUGCGUACAACAUCUUUGAACGUUGCGCCGACUUUGACGGCACCGCCGGCGAGUUUAGCAGCGACGACAUUGUGAAGUGCGCAAACCUCAUCUGGGACCACGAGACCUGCUGCGACUUCGGCACAUUCCCACCAAAGCUCCGGUCCAACGACGUCCUGGAGAGCAAGCGCCCUCCCACUUGCGGGCCCACCGACUCCGGUCUCUCCGGCUGCGACCCCGACGACCCUUCCUUGGACCAGACACCCUGCUGCCGCUCGCAGCUGCACGGCGCGAUCAACUUCAUGUUUCAAGAGUUUGGCACGCCGACCGGCGAGGAGGCUCACAUGUCCACCACCGACAUGAAGAAGCUGUGGCUCGAGGCGGAGUACCCGCCCGACUUCAUAGCGCGGUCUCCUCGCAACUGCGUCGAUACCGCCGAUCCUAGCGCCGCAGGAUGCCAGCUGUGCCUCGACGAGGUGCCAACCACCGGCCCGGGCGGACUACCAGUGACAGCCGCGACCUCGACCGAGGCUCAGCGCUACUGCCGCUGCCUCGCGUCCAAGCAGCUGAGCGCGCACGAGCUCGACUCCAUUCCCGAGCACACCUCUCUUGAGUGCUCCAAGGAUCCGAUGGUCUAUGCCAACGUGACGCUGACCGAUAGACGCCGAGCUCUCUCCGAACUCACACGCCCACGCGAGCUGUUCGAUAGCGCGGCCGACGGUGCUGCGCUCCGGAACCUCCUCUCCUCCUUCUACCAGUCCAGAGGCCUAGCUUAUGAUGACGUGGAUGUGCUGAUCACCUCGCAGACACCAUCCACGUACUCUGUGCGCCUGGCCACCUCAAGGAGUGACGCUGUCUACCUGGCGUACUCGAUUCGCGUGGAUUUGAGGAGCUUCGCGCAAGAGACGGAGGCGCCAAUUGAUAUCACUGCCGUCACCGUGAGCGACGACCUUCGACUCAACGGCUGUGGACAAUUUUGCGAGGCGCAAGGGCCGUGCCUCCAAGGCACGUGUCAAGAGCUGAGCGCCUUUGCUACCAACCCGCGAUUGUCGGCUGGCUCUACUGCUUUCGCCAAGCGGUUCUUGGCCAAGGUGAACGACGGCAACAGCAAGACCUUUGGCAAGAGCAAGAAGAACAAGAAGAACCCCUGGUUCUCCGCCAAGGCACCCAGCGUCACCCUGGAAACUCAGCAGCCCGUCCGCUCCGUGACCGUCACCCGGGACACCAAGAACAAGCCGUCAAAGGCGAAGAAGUAUCUCGAGGGCUUCGAGGUCUGGGUCGGCAAGAAGGCUGGAGUAAAGGCAGUGAAGUGCGGCGGACCGUUCGUCUGGUCAAAAAUCAAGAAGGGGCCAGUCACGACGCCGUGCGACGCUGCCAAGUCCAAGCACCGCUACGUCACUGUCAGUCUCCCUGGCACCAGAAAAACUCUCGCGUUUGGCGAGAUAGAGGUACGUUAG
Messenger RNA from Emiliania huxleyi CCMP1516, 2706 nucleotides. RefSeq lists its product as hypothetical. The transcript has 10 exons. The record is from RefSeq and is a predicted model, not a curated record. Lineage: Eukaryota; Haptophyta; Isochrysidales; Noelaerhabdaceae. The coding region runs from base 1 to 2706 and encodes 901 amino acids.